AUGCAGGCACCACACCUCACGACCUUAAAGGACGGCGAUGACAAGAAGGUUUUCGUGGCUCUGCUGAGCGGCAAAGACUGUGAAUGCCUGUGGUUGCAAGACCGGACUAUCCGACAGCUGAAAGAAGAAGCUCAGCCAAAACUGGAUCUUACGAUAAAGAACUUGAUUGGUCCCAACAUGGAGCCGUUGGACGAAGAGAAGAUGCUCGCAGAAGAAAACGUCAUGCCUGGCACAACGCUGACGGUCGUUGCAGCGGCCUGGCAUGUGACAGGACCAUUUAUGUCCAUGUCUAUGUCUGUCACAUUGCGCGUGGAUAAUGAAGGCAAACAUGCUUCAUGA
Messenger RNA from Cladocopium goreaui, 339 nucleotides. The record is from the annotation of a GenBank genome assembly. Lineage: Eukaryota; Dinophyceae; Suessiales; Symbiodiniaceae.